Messenger RNA from Saccostrea cuccullata (small rock oyster), 740 nucleotides. Its product is annotated as organic cation transporter protein-like. The record is from RefSeq and is a predicted model, not a curated record. Gene Ontology annotation, biological process: transmembrane transport. The coding region runs from base 90 to 725 and encodes 211 amino acids. The transcript has 4 exons. Gene Ontology annotation, molecular function: transmembrane transporter activity. Gene Ontology annotation, cellular component: membrane. NCBI's taxonomy places the organism in Eukaryota, Metazoa, Mollusca, Bivalvia, Ostreida, Ostreidae.
UUUUAGUAGACAAUCGACUAUAAGGGUUUAUUGAGGUGCAAACACUAUACCGUGCCUUCAUUCAUUAUAGAGCGGUUCGUCCAGACGGGAUGAAGUUCGACGAUAUUUUAUUGAAGCUCGGAGAGUUUGGGCCAUACCAAAAGAGGCUCUACUUCCUGCUGUGUAUUCCUGCCAUUAGUGUGGGAUGUUACAUGUUAAAUCUGGUUAUUAUUUUAGAAACCCCCAAUCAUCGGUGCAAGAUUCCUGGUUAUGACAAUGAUACAUACCACGUCCAAUCGCCCUACCACGAGUCAUUGAUUAAUACGACAAUACCACUUAACCCCAAAGACAAGAAACAGCCAUACGAGAAGUGCCAUCUGUACCACUAUUCCAAUGUCACAAAUACAGUGGAGCGGAUCAAAUGCAACGAAUGGGUGUAUGACCGCAGCAUUGUGCAUGAAACAUUUACAACAAAGGCCAACCUUGUUUGUAAUGACGCAGCAUGGACCUCACAUAUAAAGCUCAUCUUCUACAUUGGGGUCUUGGUCGGUGACAUCGGCUUUGGUUUGAUUGCUGAUAUGAUUGGAAGGCGCAAGACUUUAAUGGCGACAGUACUUCUCUGGAAUGUGUCUGGCUUUGCAGUGUGCUGGGCUCCUGAGUACAUCAGUUUUAUCAUUCUAGAAUUCAUUGUUGCUGCAGCUCAACAUGGUGCUUUUAUGGUGUGCAACGUAAUGUGUAAGUUAUAAAGACAAGAAAAAAGA